CUUCACAAUACAACGAACACAACGAACACAGCAAUUCUACGGUGACUAAUGUACACCAUACAAAUGGCAGAGAACGACGGCCCACAGGCACAGAUCAAUCCCCCACAAUCUGACUUUGACCAAUUCACCGAAGCCUUGACCAUUCUGCAAACUGAAGUAUCCCGAAUCGGCAAUUUCGCACCUAUACAACAAGACUCGUGUCCAAACCGGCAGAACGAGAGCAAGGAACGCACAUCGAUACGCUACGGAUCGAUGACGGGCCAAUCUGCUCCCGCUCCAAAACCUCCGGACCGGGGCUCCCAUCCCAAAUUGUCCACGAACGGUUGCUGAGAGGGGCGCUGUUGAAUUCGAAAUCUUUGGUUUAUCAUAACCAGCCGUACGAAGUCCACUAUACGAGGUACGGGGUACAUUGACAGGGUAUCUAUCUUAGACAGUGUUAUCGCCGAGGCACGGCUACAGGCACAGUGUCCUCGUAGAGUACAGUUCAUCAAAGUCUUCCGAUUCAGCUAUUGGUUUGUCU
Molecule: messenger RNA, 520 nt
Organism: Pseudomassariella vexata
Lineage: Eukaryota; Fungi; Ascomycota; Sordariomycetes; Amphisphaeriales; Pseudomassariaceae
Exons: 3
Coding region: 49-330 (93 amino acids)
Source: RefSeq, a predicted model, not a curated record